Messenger RNA from Plutella xylostella (diamondback moth), 2328 nucleotides. The record is from RefSeq and is a predicted model, not a curated record. Lineage: Eukaryota; Metazoa; Arthropoda; Insecta; Lepidoptera; Plutellidae.
CGUAGUGUAAAUGUAGUACCCAGAUACCUUUAAGUCGCGGCUGUCAGCCGCGUCCGUUAGUGUGUCGGCGCCUUUACUCUAUGGUGUCAUUGUUGGUCUGUGGCAAAGACACAGAGUACUUUAAUAAUACUCAAAAUACUACAGAUUAAUCGGAAAUGGAAUGGUCUGUCAUCUGUGUCUAUCUAUGUAAAUGUAAAUAAAAUAAAUAAAUAAGAUCAACUGUGCUCUUAUCCUAUUUUAUUUUAAUUUUGUCCAUAUAUAUAUCCAUAACACUGUUUCCUACCUAUAAUAAUAAUUCAGAGAAAAGAGAAGCAUAGAACGAUGUGAUAAUCUGUUGCCGUGUUAUUAAUUUUUUGGUUAUAUUUUGUAAUUUGUUAAAAUGUUCAACACAAGAAGCGAAAAGGUAUUGCAAGCUCCCAGUAUACUGUCUCUUAUAAGAGCCAACUGUUGCACCACAUGUCUGAGCAGCGACCGCCGUCUCUAUCCAAUCAAAGCAUAUCUCCCUGAACUAAGAUAUCUCUGCAAAGAAGUUUCUUCACUGAAAAAAGGUGCGGAAAUCAAUAUUGACAGCCUCUCAUCUCUAACUUGUUCCAAUAUUAAAAACACAUUUGAUGCUGAAUAUGACCUGACUUAUAACAUCAUUCCAAUUGAAGUGAAAAUAGAAUAUGAUGAAUCAAGUAUUAAAGGAGAAAAUCAAGAUACAAGUGAUGGCAUCAGUGAUGAUGAUGAUAGAGAACCACUCUCGGGGCCCAAAAUAGAGGGAUCAACAGUUGAUGCGGAGAGCCCCCGGACUCCGUGGAAAGUGGAAGCUGUGACAGUACCAGCAGAAUUUAAGGAAGAACAAGAAAACACUGAUGAUAAUGAGAUGCCUUUUGAAUCUCUAGCUUCAGAAAAUAAGCCCACAUCGUCUAGAAAACUCAACAAUAGCUUAAUUUAUAGCAAUAGCGACCAGCCCUCGUCAUCACUAGCUGAGAAUGAGCGUGCGUACGAAGUAAAAACAUUCAGUAGUGAAACAGAAAUGCUGGAAUACAGGGAGACUAUGAAGAAACCGAGCAUGUAUACUGGCAGAAGUUACAAAUGUGAAAAGUGCAUUAUUGCAUUUUCAAAGCAGUAUCAAUUUGACAAUCACAUGAAAAUGCACGAUGUGGAAAGGGGUCCAUUUAUGUGUCGUUUCUGUGAACAGAGAUUUGAUUUGAAAAGGGUGUGUGAAAAACAUGUUUACUCUCACUUCAGAUAUUACGCAUGCCGCCACUGCUCCUACCGUCACCACACAGUGUCGCUAAUCAAACUACACAUGCAACGCAACCACAGGGAGUACGAGUGUGGAAAGUGCGAUUUAAAAUUUUCCUGCUACAGAGAGUACAAUAAUCACACGCAGAAGGCGCACGGGGCGUUGGUCAAGUGCAAUGUUUGCGAUAAAACACUCGCGACGCAACACAGCCUGAGAGAUCAUAUGCAAAGAAGACAUCAGGGCGUCGCGCCGGUGUACGAGUGCAAUGUUUGCGAUAAGAAAUAUAAAGGCAGACAAGGAUUAGCACUUCACAUUAAGACUACUCACAAUACCAACCAAGCGGACGACGGCAGACCGCCGGCGUACUGCGUGGAGUGUGACAAACACUUCCCAACGCAAUCAAUAUUCAAACAGCAUCUGCAGACGUCCAAGAAACACUCGGCACCCAGGUACGAAUGUGACCACUGCGGCUCUAAAAGCAUCAACAAACAAGCUCUUCAGCACCACAUAGAUUCUACACAUAUGAAGAUUCCUAGAUACGAGUGUGAAACGUGCGAUCAGAAGUUUAUAACAAUUCUUUACUUGAAGCGGCACAAGCAAAAUGCACACGGAGGCAAGAAGGCGGUCAAGAAACAUGUGUGUCAUGUGUGCGGAAAAGAAUAUACGGUCAAAAAAAAUCUAGCAGAGCACAUGAACACCCACUCCGGGCUGCGUCCGUUCGAGUGCAAUGUGUGCGGAGAUACAUUCGCGCGCAGCGCUUCGCUCUACACACACAACAAGCUAAAGCACUUGAAAAUAAAACCUGAGUCCUGGAAGAAGAAGAAGAAGAAGACUACCAGUUAAUUUAGUUUACCACUCAGGUGUCUGACCACCCCUGAAUUUAGGGCUAAGCAGAUAUGAGAAACAAUUUUAAGCAUUAAUAUAAGUUUAUCUCAGCAAAGUUAAGAUAUAUCCGUGGCAUCGGCAAACUGUUAUGUCGUUAAAUAAAUCUUAAUAAAAUGAUUAUUUUAUCUAUGCAUUUGUACCCACUCUGUUUAAUUUAUUUUGUGUUUCGUCUCAUUCUAGGUUUAUUAAGUUAAAAUCUGGUUAUAUAAGUA